This is a messenger RNA of Hibiscus syriacus, 877 nucleotides long. Its product is annotated as adenylylsulfatase HINT3-like. The coding region runs from base 18 to 683 and encodes 221 amino acids. The transcript is spliced from 6 exons. Gene Ontology annotation, biological process: purine ribonucleotide metabolic process; sulfur compound metabolic process. The record is from RefSeq and is a predicted model, not a curated record. NCBI's taxonomy places the organism in Eukaryota, Viridiplantae, Streptophyta, Magnoliopsida, Malvales, Malvaceae. Gene Ontology annotation, molecular function: adenylylsulfatase activity.
CAAAAGCCAACUCUCAUAUGGAGGCUCGGAGAUUGGCCGUUCUCUAUUCCCAUCUUUUCCCCUCCCGUUCGGCCCCUCUUCCGCCCCUUUCCUCAAUCCUUUCUACUUCCGCUUGCGCUUCCCUGAUGAACGACUGCGUUUUCUGUCUAAUUAUUCGCGGCGAAUCCCCGGCUUUCAAGCUGUACGAGGAUGAUAUGUGCUUGUGUAUAUUGGAUACCAGACCUUUGAGUCGUGGGCACUCUCUUAUUGUCCCAAAGUCUCAUUUUUCUUCGUUGGACACAACACCACCUUCUGUGGUAGCUGCGAUGUGUUCAAAAGUGCCUUUUCUUGGCAAUGCAAUCAUGAAAGCUACUGAUUCGGAUUCGUUCAACUUGUUGGUUAACAAUGGAGCAGCUGCUGGUCAAGUUAUAUUCCAUACACAUAUUCACAUAAUCCCCCGUAAAGCAGGUGAUUGCUUGUGGACCUCCGAGGUAUGCUUCACUUGCUUGUUUAUUUACUUGCAAAUGCAGAAAACGGAAGUAACCUUUAAUGGGAUUAAAUAUGACCAGCUUCUAGUUUUACAGAGUUUGUAUCGGCGUCCUCUAACGAUAGACCCGGAGACGUCGAACCUUGCAAAUCGUGUUCGAGAAUUGUUGCUAAACGUUUCCGAAGAGAGCAAAGAUCAAGUGUCGACGCUGUCUUGAAUCUUUGGGGUAUCAUAAUAUAUACAUAUACCUUUUCGAUUUAUCUUAUGUACCAUAGAAGUAGGUAGUCCAUUCUUUCAAGAAUCUCGUUGGUCCUUCACAAUGUUGUCGUCUUGUCUGUUCGGGCUAAGUUUGAAGCUUGUUGUUUCACUAUUUAAAACCUAUUAAAACGCUGAAAAUAGAUGUUUAUAUUA